Nomascus leucogenys (northern white-cheeked gibbon) is the source of this 843-nucleotide messenger RNA. RefSeq names its product chromosome 3 C10orf143 homolog (gene C3H10orf143). Lineage: Eukaryota; Metazoa; Chordata; Mammalia; Primates; Hylobatidae. The record is from RefSeq and is a predicted model, not a curated record.
GUGGUGCGCGGGCCUCGGCCAGGCCUGAGAGGCCGGGAGGGUUUGACCCUGGGGCUUCAUGGACAGCUUAGCGCUCGGCCGCUGGCGACGGCGGAGGGCGGAGGAUCUGCAGGUUCCGGGGGACGUGAAACGGGCAUGCAGGAGAUUAGAAGCCAGUGGGCACGAGCGUGGCUGCCACCAGGCGAAUGCCUGUGCCCUGGCAUCCUGGGGCCCAGAGGACCAGGAACCUUCAUCAAGAGGCUGCCCCCCAGCACCGAGGCCAGAGAGUGGCCAGGGGAGGCUAAGUACAGGGAUUUCUCAGAAUGGUGGAAGGAGCUCAGCCCAGCCUUGCCCAAGAUGUAUUGCAGGGGAAUCUGGACAUUUUAACCAUACCAAGAAUCAUUAGAAGAUGCAAGCUGGAAAAAAGAAGAUCCCAGUUUUGGUUUCGAACCCUUCAUGUUCCAGCAAAUGUGAAUCUCCUACAGAUGGGUUUGGGGAUUUACCUGUUCAAAUAGCAGCCCGGUGUCCUCUGUGGGUCGGGGGAGGUUUGUCUGUCCUUUCAUUCUAGUAAAUCCACCAUCCUCUGCACGAGAGCCAGGAGAAUCCACGUCACUUCAAAAGAGCCCCCAAAUCAUUACUAUGUACUACGGCCUCCUUUCGAAUGUUCCUGGUUGAGAGGGAGAUCAAUUGCAUUAUUUACAAGUCAAAAAGUUUUGUAUCAAACUUCCUAUGAGCUUGGGCACUCAUAGCCUAUGGAGGCCCGCCCAGACGCAGCCCCGCCAUCAUGCUUUUUCAUUGUUUUGUGGAUGUACCCAGGGCUAUUUACACACUCUUUCAUUAAAAGGCUUAUUUUUAUAUUUAAAA